GGGGAGUUUGAUUUAUGAGAAUGUUAAACGAAAAUUAAAGUCUAGAUGUGUGGACAACGACAAGAGCUAGAAGACGUGAGGCGCUUGUGGACAACGACAAGGUCCGUCUUAGACAUCCUUCCAUUUUUUCUCUCCUUGCCUUCUAAUCCUUUUUGACCACCUGCGGCAGUCACGGACCGAUGUUGGAUGGUUGGCUCUGGCCUUUCCACAAAUGCGGUAUGCUGGCCACUUGGACGGAUCAAGCUUGCUUUGACUUCUUUGAUCAUGUUAGAAGCUUGAAAGGUGACGAUUCGGGAGUACCAAGGUAAAAAAGUUUUUUUUCAGAUACUACGAGUACAGUUUAGUGCAGAGAGAGCGUCUUGUUCGACCUGCUCGUCCUCUACAUGCUGUUUCAUGAUCACGGACAACAAUGGACCACUACUCGAAUCAUACAUUUCAGAAGCUGCAUGAACCUAUUCUUGGCAAAAGUAGAAAACAUCUCUGCAUAGCCACAGGAGGUUUUCGUGUGCCUAUCACUACAACCACGCUUUUUAGAAAAUUCAUUGUAUAUUUUUCGAAGCCCUCGUUAUUGUUUGGAUUUGAUAUGAUUAUUAUACAUUCGUUUUGGGUUCUUGUGGCAAGAAGUAUGUGGAGACACUUGCCAAGUACAACGAUUUACGUAAAUCUAGUCACAACCCGCGCGAGGCAUUUGUAAAUCAAUUUUUCCGAGCACGCUUACCAGACACUCAUUUCACGCUUACCAGUCAUUUAAAUUUUUACGAUCAAUACACAUACAGUUUAUGCUUACUCCAUGGAGGACAUGGUCUGUCGUAAUCGUGCGAAUGAAUAUGAUAAAUGCCUUGUGCUUGGCCUCCAUUUAUGGUAAACAAGAUUGGAGGAACGAACUUUGGACUUCUGUGACCAUUUGACGCUGCAAUACGAUAGACCAAGAAUUAUAUCCAGGAUUCUUUUUGUACGAAAGAAACAC
Molecule: messenger RNA, 967 nt
Organism: Amoebophrya sp. A25
Lineage: Eukaryota; Dinophyceae; Syndiniales; Amoebophryaceae
Source: the annotation of a GenBank genome assembly